CGGGCAGUCAAAUUUGCGCGGGUUGGGGCCCAGCGUAGUCAUGGCCGCUUUCCGCGACAUAGAGGAGGUGAGCCAGGGGUUGCUCAGCCUGCUGGGCGCCAACCGCGCCGAGGCGCAGCAGAGACGGCUGCUGGGGCGCCACGAGCAGGUGGUGGAGCGGCUGCUGGAGACGCAAGACGGUGCCGAGCAGCAGCUGCGAGAGAUCCUCACCAUGGAAAAGGAAGUGGCCCAGAACCUUCUCAACGCAAAAGAGCAGGUGCACCAGGGAGGCGUGGAGCUGCAGCAGCUGGAAGCCGGGCUUCAGGAGGCCGGGGAGGAGGACGCCCAUCUGAAGGCCAGCCUCCUUCAGCUCACCAGAGAGCUGGAAGAGCUCAAGGAGAUCGAGGCAGAUCUGGAGCGACAGGAGAAGGAGGUCGACGAGGACACGACAGUCACAAUCCCCUCGGCCGUGUACGUGGCUCAACUUUACCACCAAAUUAGUAAAUGGCCUCAGCUCAGUAACCAACGGGAGUCGACUUAUCCAUGCCAGGCCUGCAGUUUCACAUCUGUGGCAAGAUGGGACAGAUGACACUGCUGUAUUCGAUGACAGCUCCCAGGUGUUACAAGGCUGGCCCUCAUUCAUUCAGGGGGUAUGUUUGAGUGCCACGGUGUGCCCAGACUCUGCUAGGCACCAGAGAGACAAGACACAAGUGACGUGGCUCUCCUCCCACUGCUGACGGAGGAGUCCACACAAAAGCAGACAACACUCUAGAACUAGAGAGAGGCCCAGAUUGUGACAGGAGCCACACCAGAGUGUGCUUCAUGGAGGACGGAAGCAACUUUUGUGCCUGGACUUAAAAAGAUAAGCCGGCCAGUGCAGUGGCUCAGGCCUGCAAUUCCAGCACUGUAGGAGGCAGAGGCGGGCAGGUCACUUGAGCCCAGGAGUUGGAGACCAGCCUGGGGAACAUGGCAAGACCCCUUCUCUACAAAAAAGUUAAAAAAUUUGGCCUGGCGCAGUGGCUCAUGCCUGUAUAAUCCUAGCACUUUGGGAUCUAAAACACAACACUUCCCAGCUGCCCUUGUAGUUAAGGUCUGGCCAGUGAAAUGUACGUGAAAGUGUUACAUGACACUUCUAGAAGGGUUCUUAAAUGACAAGUACAACCUUUCUUCCCCCUUCCUAUUUCCUGGAAUGUGGGCGUGAUGGCUGGAGCCCUGGCAGCCAUACUGCCACAUGUACAGACGAGUGCAGUCCCUUAGGGAUGACAGGAGCCUGGUUCCCCGAUGAUAGCAGAGCCAGAUAUCAACACAGACUUAUAAAUGGGGGAGAGAAGGGAGAGAACCAACCUCAACUUCUACCUUGUGUAAGCUGCUGGUUUGGGGGGUUUUCUGUGACAGAUACCAAAAUAAGUCCUAACUGAUUGAACAUGUACUCCAGUCCAGGGCCAGCCAAUCAAUGUGUUCAUCAUUCUCCCAUCCUCGGUGUUUUGGGUACCACUAAGGGAAGGAGGCUUGCACAUCACCUGCCUGCCUGAGGGAGGAGAGAGGGAGGUGGGGUCCCGCCCACACGGUUGUCCCCGGAUACAGCUUUGUCCUUGGAUGUGUUAGUUCCAUGAACUUGGACUUGGGUUUCAUGUUGCUU
Molecule: messenger RNA, 1618 nt
Organism: Chlorocebus sabaeus (green monkey)
Lineage: Eukaryota; Metazoa; Chordata; Mammalia; Primates; Cercopithecidae
Source: RefSeq, a predicted model, not a curated record